AUGCUGCUGUUACUGUGCGCAAUCACUUGUAUAAGUGAUAUUUUUGGGUGCAUUAUCAAGAGGAUGCAGUCGCUGUGUGAGAAAAUGGAAAAGGUCACCGCCAGACCAAACGAACCCAUGGUCACUGCUAACGGAGAGGUCCCAAACGUUAUGGACAUGAUCGCACAAAUAGUACUACCCAAAUUGAACAUAUUCGGAUUGAUUCGCAUGUUCCUGGGACUCGUGGGAGUACUGGUAAACCUCAUUAUGCCGUACUUCCUCCUGAGCAAGUUCACCAAGUACACUAACGCAAGCUACCAGAGGCAGCAUCACUCAUACAGCCCCUUUAUGAUCAUUGACUUUGGGCCUUUCCCAACGUCCGGUGAGGACCUAGCAGCUGAAGCAGCUGAUUCAGACAAGAAGGUGGAAGACAUCCAUGCACUAAAGUCAUUCAACAGGUACAUUGGCUUCAUGGUAGCCAAAGUGGCCGUUAAGGCAAUUUACUCUACCUUCCACGCCGCCAUCAGCCCGAGGAGUUACCUAAAGCAUCACGCUAACAAGGCGAAACCCGCCGAGUUGUCCUAGACACACCUUAAUAUUUCUGUAAAAA
Babesia bovis T2Bo is the source of this 589-nucleotide messenger RNA. RefSeq names its product putative integral membrane protein. The record is from RefSeq and is a predicted model, not a curated record. The transcript is spliced from 2 exons. Lineage: Eukaryota; Apicomplexa; Aconoidasida; Piroplasmida; Babesiidae. Bases 1 to 564 code for a protein of 187 amino acids.